Morchella importuna is the source of this 1122-nucleotide messenger RNA. RefSeq lists its product as uncharacterized. The record is from RefSeq and is a predicted model, not a curated record. Lineage: Eukaryota; Fungi; Ascomycota; Pezizomycetes; Pezizales; Morchellaceae. The transcript has a single exon. Gene Ontology annotation, molecular function: protein binding. Bases 1 to 1122 code for a protein of 373 amino acids.
AUGAUGAGUAACACCGACAUUAUUAGUGACUUGCCCAAUGAGUUACUCUUAAUGUUUGCCAAGGCGUGUCAGGGCCCUGAGGAUAUUGCGAGUCUUUCUCUCACCAACCAAUUCUUUUAUGACUUGCUUUUUGAGCAAGUCGACCCUGCUAUUGCUGGUUACGCGGCCAUCAAAAGUGUCGACACCGAGUGUAUUUUACGUACGAUGAGGAUUCAUGGACCAGCUGCCAUUGAUCUCGGACUUCAGCAUUCUCAUAGCGUGACGCAGGAGUACGCACUCCAGGCCGUCGUCUUAGCUCAAAACCCGGUUGUUUUCGGUCUUGUUUCCGGUUUCCUCACUUUCGGGCACGUAUGCCUUGAGGAAGUCGUCGACAUGAUGUGCUCGGAGAGGAGACCCCAGAUGUUACACCUCCUGACCCCAUACUUGACCCAGGACCAGCUCCUCUAUUGCUUCCUCUGCGCCGUCCAGGACAACAUCCUUUCCAUUGCUGAUCCAAUAUACCGCUUAAUCGAACCCGAGUACCGUGUCGAUAUCUGUAACCAAGGGCUUCUCACUGUAGUGACCUCAAACCUCUCCGAGGUUCGUCGUUUGGUCAUCGAGGGGUGCUCGGUCGUCAACCGUAAUAGGCACAGACUCCUCCACUUUGCUGUCAGCGUGGGACCUCAAAGCACUUUCAAGUUCACUGCUGUCGACAUGUAUGAGACUGUCCAACUCCUCUGUGCCGGGGGCAUCGAUGUCAACGAGGAAAACGAAAGUGGUCUUACACCGUUACACCUUCUCGCUCGCUUCGGGCCAGAGAGGGUUGGUGGAUUAGGUGAUCGUGGGAUCGCGGACUUCAAAGAUGCUCAUAUCGGCUGUGUUCGAACGAUUAUUCAAUCCGGUGCAAAGAUUAAUCUGAUCGAUAUGAGGGGUUGCACUGCGCUUUGGCAUGCUGUGAGGUCCGGAGAGACUGCGAUGGUGCCUGAGUUGUUAAAGGCUGGUGCUGAUAUGGAGGUUCUUGAUGUGAACGGCGAGAGGGCUGACCAGAUCCCGAUGGGGAGCACUAGAAAUGUGGUUGUGGCUGCUGCUAUGGUUGUCGAUCAUUUGAAGAAGGUUAAGGAGGCGAUCAGAAUGAGGGGAUAG